AUGUCGGACGCUCACCCUGGUCACAGCUCCAAGCGAAAGAGCCGAGAUGGUGCAGAUGACAUUCAUCCACGGAAAAAGCACCAGCGACACACUGACAGCCGUGCAAAGGCUCGCUUGUCUGAAGACUCGGGUAGCGAUGUCGAUCAGGGUGUGUCCAGACCGGGCAAGAGCUCCAAAGGCGACUCUGCGCCUAGAAACGAGAACGAAUACCCUUCAGUCAAUGAGUUGAAGAGUCGCAUUCGAGGUGUAAAGCGUUUACUCAACAAAAAUUUGCCUGCAGAUGCGCGCAUUGUGCAGGAACGUGCGUUGGCGGGUUACGAGCAGGAUCUUGCAGACGAGCUGGCGCGACGGGAACGAUCCAAUAUGAUCAAGAAAUAUCACUUUGUCAGGUUUCUGGAUCGCAAGACGGCGACCAAGCAACUCAAGCGCCUCGAACGCCGUCUCAAGGAAAAAGACCUCGACGCCGACCAAAAAAAAGCAUUGGAGCAAAAGAUUCAUGUCGCCCGCGUCAACUUUAACUAUACGAUCUACUAUCCCCUCACCGAGAAAUACCUAUCGCUCUACCCUAAAUCACAACCUGAGACCUUCGCCGAGGGCGACCAGAAACCGGACUCGGACGCCGAAUCCAAACACCAAGAUAAGCUUCCCGAAGGCCAGCGACCGCCCAUGUGGGCAGUCGUCGAGAAAUGCAUGGCAGAUGGCAAACUCGACGAUCUUCGGGAAGGCAAAUUAAACAUUGGCCCCGACGGCCAGCAAAACUCCACAUCUGCGAAAAAGGUCGUCGUCCAGAAAUAUGAAAAGAAAGCCAAGGGCCAGAAGCCCACCAAGGAGCCCAAGAUGCAGGACAAAUACCAACCCCCAUCGGCUGACCUGGAAAAUCUCAACCGGAGACAGCGCCGAAAGGAAUUGCAAAAGGCCCGCGAGUUGGCUGCUCAAAAGGUCGCGGAAGCAGAUGGCGAUGACGGAUUCUUCGAAAUCUAA
Messenger RNA from Penicillium diatomitis, 981 nucleotides. RefSeq names its product Efg1 domain-containing protein. Gene Ontology annotation, cellular component: preribosome, small subunit precursor; nucleolus. The transcript has 2 exons. Lineage: Eukaryota; Fungi; Ascomycota; Eurotiomycetes; Eurotiales; Aspergillaceae. Bases 1 to 981 code for a protein of 326 amino acids. Gene Ontology annotation, biological process: maturation of SSU-rRNA from tricistronic rRNA transcript (SSU-rRNA, 5.8S rRNA, LSU-rRNA). The record is from RefSeq and is a predicted model, not a curated record.